UAGCAUAAACAAUAAAUAAUAAAUAAAUAAAUUGCACUAUGAAUAAAUUUCCCAAAAUUAUACUAUAUAUUUCCUUUUCUUUUCAUGUUUUGACAAAUUUGUCCAUUACUGAGUUUCAUUCAUCGAGUUACCGCUUCCGAUUCCUGCCGAAUUCAUUUUUAGGUAGUACCAUGCUUAAGAGAAAGGGAAGAGGGCGGCCAAAAGGGACAAGCCUUCAGAAGAAGGUUAAAACGAGUGCAGAUAAUGAGGCGGUAAUUCUUGAUAAUCCAUCAAAUGUGUUGGAAGUUGAUCCUGAAUUUACAGAGGAGCAGGAGGCAGAUACAAAUGUUCCUAAGAAAAGGGGACGAGGACGGCCGAAAGGGUCAAGCCUUCAGAAGAAGGUUAACAAUAGUGCAGAUGAUGAGGUGGUCAUUCCUGAUAAUCCAUCGAAUGUGUUGGAAGUCGAUCCUGAAUUUAGAGAGGAGCUGGAGGAAGGUACAGAUUUGCCAAAGAAAAUGGGACGAGGACGAACAAAAAAGUCAAGAGCUCAGAUUUGUCAACAGAGUGCCCGCAGCAGCUUGAAUAGUCACCUCAGUCCUUCAAAUAUGCCGGAAAUUGUUCCUCAGGGCGAAGAACCAGAAGAUGCAGUUAUGCCUAAAGAAAUGAGACGAGGACGGCCAAGAGGGUCAAGGGCGCAGAACUAUCAAAAGAGUGCUGAUGGGAAGGACAUCAGUAGUAAUCUAUCAAAUCAGAUGGAAGUCAUUCCUGGAUAUAAUGAGGACUCGGAGACUGUUAUGCCUAAAGAAAAAAGGAGAGGACGGCCAAGGGGAUCAAGGGCGCAGAACUAUCAAAAGAAUGCUGAUGGGAAGGACAUCAGUAGUAAUAACUCGGAGGCUGAUACAAGUGUCAGGCCUAUGAGAAAGAGAAAAGUAAGAGGACGAUCAAGAGGGUUGACUGUUCAAAUGAAGCGUCAACAGAGUGCUGAUGGAAAGUUGGAUGUUAUCAUCCAUCCUACUAGGCUGGUGGCUAUAGGUCCAGGCCGCAAUGAUUUCAUUACCGAUCUCUCUGUUAUUGUUCGCAAGAAUGCCCGGCUUAACGUGCACAAGUGGAGACAGGUUACACAAAAUACUAGGGAUGCAAUAGUACAAGAUGUUCUGGAAAAUUGGAGACUUGAGGAUACAGGUCUAGUACGGAAGGCUAUUAUAGAUGAAGCAGGCCGUUUAUAUCGGAAUUGGCGCAACAGGCUUCACGAUUAUUAUUUGAUGUUUGAAACAAAGGAGGAGGCCUUGAAGCAUGUCCCAGAUGAUGUCAUUGAUUCUGAUUGGAAAGUCAUGGUUGAUUAUUUUAGUAGCCCUAAAUUUGAGAUAAUGAGCAUGAAAAACAAGGCAAAUAAGGCAAAACAGCUGAUGAAUCAUGCUUGCGGGAGAAAAGCCUUUCAAGCAGUUAGCUAUGAUGCUCGGGAUCCAGUGACUGGAAAGGAGCCCGAUUUUCAGACAUUGUGGCAGUUGACACACAUUAAGUCAAAUGGCGAAUGGGUGGACGAGGCAUCCAAGGAAAUCCAUGACAAGGCUGCUGAACAAAUCAAUGAGAAGCUAUCCCUGGUAGAGAAUUCUCAGGAUGAACCGGAAACAAAUGAACCCGAAAUUAUUAAUACUGUCUUCAAGACAUUGGUUGGGAGGAAAUCAUACAUGCAAGGUUUUGGAUCUGAACUGAGGCCAUCAUGCUCUAUUGGAGCUCAACAGCUGCGGGCUGAACUAGCUGCCCAAAAGACAGAGACAGAGAAUGCUAGGAAAGAAUGCGACGAAGUCAGAGCUAAACUUGCUGAUGUUGAGUCUCAACUGGAGGAGGAGCGGCGGAAACGAGAGGAGUUAGAGGUUCGUCUACUUGAUCGUCAAAAUGAAAUGCAGGCGAUCAACAGUCAGGUGCAGACUGCCAUCCAGUCUGCAUUGACUCAAUUUCUACCAGUACCACCGACAAAGACAACUGAAGCAGAGACCUCAUCAGAACAUAGUACAAAGAUCUUAGAGCUUGAAGCACAACUCCAUGAGGCAGAGGAUGUGAUAACAGAUAUUAGAUCAGAAUUAGAUAGGUAUCGCUUGGGUUAUGGAAGGUGAACAAAGCAAUUAGUCCCAUUCUAGUGCAAAUAUUACAAUCUUACAAGCUUAUUUUGGGCUGUGUUUUUAAAUUUGUAUUUGAAGUCGAAGGUAAUUGCUUAAUAACUCUUUGUACGGAUAUGUCUUUGCUAUAGACAUCUAUAUUUUAACUUCAUGUUUUGUUUAGCAAGGAUGGGAAAGUGAUCGAUACGAGGCAAUUUCUUCCAUUGUGUUUAUAUAUUUAUGUUCUUUCUCU
Messenger RNA from Lotus japonicus, 2328 nucleotides. RefSeq lists its product as uncharacterized. Bases 39 to 2093 code for a protein of 684 amino acids. The transcript has 12 exons. NCBI's taxonomy places the organism in Eukaryota, Viridiplantae, Streptophyta, Magnoliopsida, Fabales, Fabaceae. The record is from RefSeq and is a predicted model, not a curated record. Gene Ontology annotation, molecular function: DNA binding.